AUGGCUGAGUCCAAAUCAUCUUUUCACCCUGCUCUUGUUGUUUCUAACAUCAAGAAUCUUGUUCCCAUCACCCUUGAGAUGGAGAACGUUCAAUAUGCAACGUGGGCGGAACUCUUCAAAAUUCACGCACGAUCUCACAAAGUCAUAGACCAUAUUAUUCCUCCGGCAAAAGGCAAGGAGAAGCCCCCUAAGACAGAGGAGGAGAUGGAACUGUGGGUCACCCUCGAUGCCACGGUACUCCAAUUGAUCUAUGCCACUAUCUCUCAAGAUUUGCUACAUACAAUUCUUGAACCCGACACCACGGCGAUGGAGGCUUGGAAUAGGUUGCGUGAUAUUUUCCAAGAUAACAAACACUCCCGUGCUGUCACACUUGAGUACGAUUUCACACACUGA
This is a messenger RNA of Lycium barbarum (goji berry), 393 nucleotides long. RefSeq lists its product as uncharacterized. The transcript has a single exon. The record is from RefSeq and is a predicted model, not a curated record. Bases 1 to 393 code for a protein of 130 amino acids. NCBI's taxonomy places the organism in Eukaryota, Viridiplantae, Streptophyta, Magnoliopsida, Solanales, Solanaceae.